GAGGAGACUGAAGGCUGCAGCUGGAAAACUAAUGUCUUUCAGGUUUGGACUUUAGAGCCUUAGGUUGUUGGGGUGGAGGUAUAGACCCUGCCGGAGACAAAGUAGAGACACAAACUAAUGAAGGAAGCCGAAGACCACAACGCGACGAAGGUCUGCAGCUGCUGCGAUCCCAGCGUGGGAAGUGACGUGCGCAAGUUUCAGAUCCCAAUUUGUGCAUAUGCAAUGAAGCCCCUGAUUCUUUAAAAUAUGCCACAGCAGUUAAAGAUGGAAGAGAAGCCGUGUAGUGCGGCGCUGUCGGUCCAACCCUCCAGAGGACUUGUGGAUGAGAAGUUUGUUGUGCUGGUCCAGAACACCGUCCCUAGUUGCCCAUUGACCAUCCACGCCUCCCACCAGUGUGAAGAUGGACACAGCUGGCAUGCGUUCGCCCACUACACUUCUGAUGCCAGCGGGGUUGUAAACGUUUCAGAAGAUUGCAGUGUGGGUGGGACGUAUUCAGGGGUUGAAGCCAUGGGUUUGUUAUGGAGCCUCAAACCAGUUCCAGGCAGCAAACCGGGUCUUAGGAUGAGAAAAAAGAACGUCCAGGUCCCCAUGGUGAUCACAAUCUCUGUUUACAAGGGUCACCUGACAGAGGGUUUUGGGGAUCAGGUGCCACUGGCCAGCACAGAGGUGGAGCGCUGGUACAUGGCGCCUGGUGUCCGAAGGAUCGCAGUCACAGAGGAUGGACUCACUGCAACCCUGUUCCUGCCUUCAGGACCUGGACCUUUUCCUGGUCUUCUGGACCUGUGGGGUGGCGGAGGACAGUUUGCGGAGUACCGUGCAGCUUUGCUGGCCUCACAUGGGAUUGCUGCAAUGGCACUUGAUUACCUGACAUGUAAAUACACUAUGGAAACAGGGAAGAUGGUGGAGCAGGACUACUUCGAGGUAAAUUUAAAGGAAUAAUAUAGAUUUCACACC
Messenger RNA from Fundulus heteroclitus (mummichog), 954 nucleotides. Its product is annotated as peroxisomal succinyl-coenzyme A thioesterase. Gene Ontology annotation, biological process: acyl-CoA metabolic process; fatty acid metabolic process. The record is from RefSeq and is a predicted model, not a curated record. Bases 247 to 939 code for a protein of 230 amino acids. Gene Ontology annotation, molecular function: fatty acyl-CoA hydrolase activity. The transcript is spliced from 6 exons. NCBI's taxonomy places the organism in Eukaryota, Metazoa, Chordata, Actinopteri, Cyprinodontiformes, Fundulidae.